This is a messenger RNA of Suillus fuscotomentosus, 1710 nucleotides long. RefSeq lists its product as uncharacterized. The record is from RefSeq and is a predicted model, not a curated record. Bases 1 to 1710 code for a protein of 569 amino acids. NCBI's taxonomy places the organism in Eukaryota, Fungi, Basidiomycota, Agaricomycetes, Boletales, Suillaceae. The transcript is spliced from 13 exons.
AUGGCUCCCCAAAGAUCCACAGGAGGGCGCAAAUAUACCUGCUCUUCAGCAUCAUCUCUCAAGGUUGCUUGCCUCAAAUCACACAAGCAAAGCUGCUUGCGACGGAAGGAGAAGAAGAAAGAGGAUAGAGAGUUUUCACAGGCCACAGCCAGGUCAAUUUUGAAGGAAGGAAAACAUAAACAUCACAGCAAUAAAGGGCGCACUCAUGAGGCUGCCCGGGAUACCACACUAGUCAUUCAAGAGGCUGGUUCAGCAGCUGAUUCUCCAUCUGCAGCAGAUUCACAUUACCAUUAUGAUGACGCAGGCCUUGAAGGCCUCGAUUAUGUGCAGAGUAUCGGGGGAGAUGCGCGGCUACGUUCUGAUUCUGAUAUCAGCAUGGGUAGUAACAUUCCCGCUCCAAUUUCGGCAGCCACAGCAACUACCUCAGAUCGUCUCGACACAUUCAAGACCGAAUAUCACCCUCACAGUGGUUGCGCUCCAAUCGUCGAGAGCUUUUCCGUUUAUGGGACCAAUAAGCCAGAGAUGACACAAUCACCCAUCAUCAAUGACAAGCCAUGGCAACCUUUCAGCUGUCACCAAACUAAUGAACUACUCAAGUUCAUCUGGAGAGUUGCGGAUGGUUGCACGAAGUUUACUUUCAAAACUCACAAUGACGUGUCAGCUGCAUGGACGAGGGCAUCCAGCCAACUGACUCCUUUCGAAAGACAUGUUGUACCUGUUGAGUAUAAGAAGGAAAACAUCGAGUAUGAAGUAUAUUCACGACCACUAUGGGACUGGGCAUUGGACCUCUUGGAUAACCCCUUGCUAGCACCGCAGUUCAUUUGGGAUGCCCAGCGACUGUACAAACAUGAUGGAACUGAUUUUGAAUGCUUCUUCCAUGAGCCGUGGACAGGAGAUCGCUGGUGGAACUUACAAUGUAUGGCAAUCAAGACAUCUUUACCCCAUAAUGCCGGUACUGUCAAGGCAUAUCCAGUAAUUGCACGCUGCGGGAAUCUACCUGUUGAAAUCAGGAAUGUUGAUGGUCCUGGAGGAGGAUACUUAGUGGGUUGGUUACCAAUAGUUCCUGCAGACUCAGACGAGGAUGGCAAGCUGUCCUAUACGAAUUUAAAGAAGGUUGUAUGGCACAAAUCAUUCAAGAUUCUCCUCAAAACCCUCAGUCUCAUCUCCAAAACUGGCUUCGCACACCAAUGCUAUGAUGGGAUUCUAUGCUGGUUAUUUCCACUAAUACUGAUUUUAUCUGCUGAUUAUGAAGAGCAGUACGUGAUUAGUAGAUUCACAUUGUUUCUGUUACUUAUGUUAUCAGCUUGUGUCCGAUUGUGGAACAUGGACUGUACUGCUGGUGAGGCGGCACUAAAAAAGCAGAGUCUAAGGCCUGUCAAUAACUCUUUAUGGAUUGUCGAACGGUCCAGCCCGCAUGACGCACUCUUGCAAGAUCCCUUGCACGCUUAUGACAGUGGUUUGUUUGGCGAUCACAUGUUCGAGGAAGUCAAGGACCACCUGAAAACACUGGGACGUACUGCUGAGAAGACGACUGAUGACCAGUUUGCUGCAUUUCCAAGAUGGUGGAACCUAAACCACUUCGACCACAUUACAAACAUAAGUUUUUCCGAUGGCAAUAAGUACCUGGAUAUAUCUAAGGUACGUUUUCGAGCACUAUAUCAAAUAACGUGCUCACCCGCAAAGAUGAUGAAGCUGGUUAUGCGCUUCUAA